UCCCAUCUCUGUGCUGUGGAUGUGAUGGUAGGAUAUGACCUGCAUUCGAUAUCAGUGACGAACAGAGGCUGUGUUUCUGGAGUGCCGCUUGACCGUGCCCACUGUUCUAUGAUUCCCGGGUUUCUUUCCUGCGCUUCGCCCCCUAAUUUUCAGGACCACAAUUAGUGAAUUAGUUACCACUUUUCUGGCGCUGGAGCACAAACACCAGGGAAAGAUACUUUAUUUUAUGAUCGAAAAAAGGUCCUUGAUAUUACUCUAUGUUCGAUCUCGAAGCUUAGUAGCUGAGCGGCCGUCAGUUUCUGAAGCAGACUAGGCGGGCCAGUGAUUCAUAACUAGGCCUCGCCAUUCUCCACAAAGCACGCUGGUAGCGCCGAUGAUAACCAAGUCCGCCUAGCGACAUCGACUUAUCUCAGGCUGCAUGAUAUCGAGGUCCAAACCGUAGCCUUUUGAAUAUUGGUCUGGACGGGGCACUAUUGGCUUGUGCUCCCUUGGCUCUGCUUUUCCGCUGUCUCGAGAGCGUUAAUCAUUGGUAAUUGCCAUGCUCAUUGAAGAGAAAAUAAGCACUUGAAUUGUCUAGCCGCGAAUCAGCGGUUUCAAGCCUGAUACUCUUCAAGAAAAAACGAGAAGGCGAUUGCAAUGGGUCGCUCGGGGACUUUGCGAGCUGUUAUCAUUGAUCAUUACGAUUCAUACACAAACAAUCUCCUUCAAUUGCUCCAAAACACCUCGCGAGGAGCUGGAGAUGUGCCAUAUCCCGAAUGGAGUGUAGCUGUGGUUCGUUUUGAUCAGUUCUCAUGGGAUACGUUUAAGGACACCAUUUUACCUUCAUUGGAUGCGAUCAUCCUGUCUCCAGGACCUGGAACUCCAAAUAAAGAAUCUGAUUUUGGAUUUAACUCCAAGUUGAUUAAAGAAUCAAACAUCCCGAUUUUGGGCAUAUGUCUAGGACACCAGGGGAUUGGCACUACAUUCGGUGCCAAAAUCAUCCACACCCCUAAUAUCAAGCAUGGCCAAGUAUGCAGAAUCGGCCAUACAGAUGUUGGUAUAUUUAAAAAUCUUCCCCAGGAAUUCAAAGGGGUUAGGUAUAAUAGUUUGGUCUUGGACUCCAAAGACCUCCCAGACGAGCUAGAGCUUACAGCAUGGACAUUCGACCCUGAGGAUCCGUCAACAAGGGUUGUCAUGGGCGUUCAGCAUCGAAAUCGUCCGAUAUUUGGAACCCAAUGGCAUCCUGAGAGUGUGUGUUCGACGCAUGGCCAGCAGAUAAUCAAUAACUUCCGAAAUAUUGUUCUUCAGUUUUGGACUGGAAGUGGCUGGCCCCAGAGAUGUAUUGCCGAAAAUGCCUCUCUGCCCGAUUCCAUUCUCAACAAAGGUGCCAUCGUCAGGGAAGCCAGGGAGAUUAUCCUGGGAGAAAUCCCUCCGGCUCGUCGAGAUCAUCGUGCAGAUUCACGGCAUUAUUACAUCAAGUCGAUGGCCCUUGGAAGGGGACCUGCAGCACAGGUGGUAUUUGAUGCAGCCAUUCGCAACACUUCUGCAGACGGUGAGGCAUGGCUUGAUAGUGCAAGGGUCCGUGACGUACAUUCAAGGAAUUCCUACCUGGCCGCUGCAUCGUUGAAUCUCAGCUAUUCUUCCCGAUCUAAGAUCCUAUCUAUAUACCAGCGAGGAAAGCGACUGAAGUCUGAGCAGCUUCAAACCUCCUAUUGGGCAUGGCUAGAUCACUUCCAUUCAACGAUUAUUCAAAGAAAUGUCGACGUCCUUGACCCAAAGCUCCUUGACCAAGAAGCCGAGGUCGGCCAACCACUGUUCCAGGUGGGGUUAAUAGGCUACUUUGGCUAUGAAUUGAAGCGCGAAGCUCUGUCGGGUUACACUUACUCGCCUGAUAAACCAGGCCAGGAGAUGGACACACUCCCGGAUAGCCAGCACAUGCUAGCCACCAAUGUGCUUCGCCUGGACAAUUACACCGGAGAAUGGAAGUUAUUUAGCUUAAUUCGUCGCGGCCAGGAGGAUCCAAUCGGGGACUUUAUAAAUGCAUCUUCACCGGUUGGCCAAACGGAGGCUGAAUUUGACUCCCUGCUGACAUGGAUUAAGAGGGUAUUUGGCCCGGAUGACUCGCAUUCGCUUAGCACACCAAGCCCAUUACCAAGGUUUACGGCCCUGGACGACGAAGCAUCGUACAGCCAGAAGAUCCGGGCCGCACAGAAUGCCAUUAAGGAGGGCGAGGCGUAUGAGGUGACAAUCACGACAAAAUUCAAGGCAUCGUGUCCGGAUGUUGACCCAUACGCAUUAUAUCUCUCCCUUCGAGAACGUAACCCCGCCCCUUACUCAGCGUAUAUAGACUUCCGUGUCAACGAGACCACCAUACUCUCUUCGUCGCCCGAGAGGUUUAUCUCCAUAGAUGCUGAUGGCGUGGCUGAAAUGAAACCAAUAAAGGGAACCCUUGCCGUCAGCCCAGACAAAGAAGAAGACGAGCGGAGAAAACAUCAGUUAGCGACGGAUGUCAAGGAGCUCGCCGAGAACUUAAUGAUUGUCGAUCUUAUCCGCGCCGACCUCCACAACAUUUCUCCAUCAAAAUCAAUCAAGGUCCCGAAACUACUCCACGUUGAAAGUUACGAAACAGUACAUCAGCUCGUCACAACCAUUCAAUCCCACAUCGCCCCCAACGUCGGCGGCGUCCAGGUUCUCGAGCGAUGCUUCCCACCAGGAUCCAUGACGGGCGCUCCCAAACUCAGAGCCGUGCAAAUCCUCGACGGCCUGGAAGAGCACCGCGAGCGCGGCAUAUACUCCGGCAGUCUGGGCUAUCUAUGCGCCAGCGGCACCGUCGAUCAGUCGGUGGUUAUCCGUACGAUUGUAAAGUAUGGAAAGCAGCUUGAGCUAGGUGCUGGAGGGGCGAUUACUUGGCUCAGCGAGGCGGAUAAAGAAUGGGAUGAGGUCAUGGUGAAGGCGAAUGCUGUUGCUACGGCGCUGCCUAGAGAAUCGGCGCCAGAUGCUGGAUCUGCAUGUGCUUGCUGA
Messenger RNA from Coccidioides immitis RS, 3000 nucleotides. Its product is annotated as PapA protein. Gene Ontology annotation, biological process: L-tryptophan biosynthetic process. Bases 637 to 3000 code for a protein of 787 amino acids. The transcript has 6 exons. Lineage: Eukaryota; Fungi; Ascomycota; Eurotiomycetes; Onygenales; Onygenaceae. The record is from RefSeq and is a predicted model, not a curated record.